AUGCAUGAUCUUGCCAUUUCAGUGGCCGGAUCGUUGAUCACCACAUUAGAUUAUAAGGAAAGAAACAUUGAUGAGAGAACUCGUCAUGUAUCAGUGGGUUACGAUAUAGAUAUUUCAUCAUUGUGUAAAGCAAGUAAGAUACGGACAUUUCUUUGCCUUAGGGGGCAUGAAUUUUGGGUUGACAUUGAUUGUGAUACAAUUUUUUCAAGUUUUCAGUUGUUGCGUGUGUUGGAUAUGCAUCUAAGAAAUCUUGAUUUUGUGCCAAGCUCUAUUGGUAAGUUGAAGUAUUUAAAAUAUCUUGAUCUUUCUGAAAAUGGUAACAUCAAGGAGCUGCCCGAGUCCAUAACAAGACAUAGCGGUGGGUUAAAAGAGCUAAAUAAACUAAAUAAGCUGAGAGGAGAGUUAGAGAUUAGAGAUUUGAAGCAUGGGAAAGAUGUUGCAUCAGAAUAUAAGGCAAAAAAUUUAAAGGAGAAACAUCUUCAUGCUUUGGAUUUAUGGUGGAGUACAAAAGGAGGUUUCAAUGAUUUGGACGUUAAUGUUGAUGAUGAAAUGUUAUUGGAAGGCCUCCAACCACACCCAAAUCUGCCAAUACUUCGUUUAUUCUUGUAUCGGGGUUCAAGGCUUCCGACUUGGCUUUUGUCACUCACAAAUCUUGUUACAUUUGAAUUACGGAGAGUUGGUCUUGUGGAAUGCGAGCCUGAAGCCACUGCAACAGACAAUGAUGAUGAAUAUGGUAUACGGCAUCUCAUUGCCCUUCAAUACCUGCACCUUUGUAAUUGUCAUGAACUUGAGCUAGCCAAUGAUGAGGAUGGGAUGCAAUGGCAAGGCCUUAAGAGCCUCAUCUCUUUGGAGUUUACACAUCUUCCGAAAUUAGUGUCUCUCCCGUCGGGGCUUCAACACUUGACCACUCUGCAAAGGCUUGAGAUUUCAAAUUGUGAAAACUUGACAGCGAUACCAGAGGGGAUCCACAACUGCACAUCACUUCAAGUGCUUGAAAUUGGUGGAUGCUCCAGUUUGACAUCGCUGCCCGAAGGAAUGGGUAGGCUAACUUCUUUGCGAAGGCUAAAAGUUGAGAAGUGUCCCAUCUUACUGCAAAGAUGCGAGAGAGAAACGGGUGAAGAUUGGACCAAGAUUUCUCACAUCCCAGAGUUAGACUUGCGGUAUCCUCCUCAGCAAAAAGAAAAGUCAAACAUCCAUGCAUCUUCGAUUGCUUAG
Molecule: messenger RNA, 1215 nt
Organism: Corylus avellana
Lineage: Eukaryota; Viridiplantae; Streptophyta; Magnoliopsida; Fagales; Betulaceae
Source: RefSeq, a predicted model, not a curated record